This is a messenger RNA of Hippocampus comes (tiger tail seahorse), 1510 nucleotides long. RefSeq names its product sirtuin 3 (gene sirt3). The transcript is spliced from 8 exons. Lineage: Eukaryota; Metazoa; Chordata; Actinopteri; Syngnathiformes; Syngnathidae. Gene Ontology annotation, cellular component: nucleus. The coding region runs from base 308 to 1246 and encodes 312 amino acids. Gene Ontology annotation, molecular function: NAD+ binding; histone deacetylase activity, NAD-dependent. The record is from RefSeq and is a predicted model, not a curated record.
GAGAUUUAUAAAACUAUUCAAGUUACUAUAUUACUGUGCAUUAAUGACGGUGUUCUACGUCACGCAAAUAACAACACGGACCUUACGAAAAGGUUUCGGAAUUUCACGUCGCUUGCUGAGGUUUCAUACUGGCUAAAUGCUAAUUUUGUUUAGUUUAAUACAUCGUGUGUGUGAGUAUUUGAGUGAGUGUGUGUUAUGGCUUACUCGAUGACCUCCAGAUUUGUCUUGUAUCGCCGUUGGUUAUCAAGAAUAAGCAGAACUGUCUCUGCUAGCGACCGUGAUCAAAGAAGUUUCUGUCCGUGUCAAGAUGAAACAUCCUUUUCUGCGUAGACAAACCAACUUUCCUCGGUGGAAUGCAACGAAGGGACUUUUCUCCCGGGGUGGUGGGGCAGCUGCCGAGCAGCAGACCUUGAAAGACAUCGCUGAGAACAUGCUAGAGCACAAGUACAAGAGAGUGGUGGUGAUGGCAGGGGCAGGGAUUAGCACUCCCAGUGGCAUCCCCGAUUUCAGGUCUCCCGGUAGCGGUCUCUAUGACAACUUGCAGCAGUAUAAUCUGCCUUAUGCAGAAGCUAUUUUUGAAAUUGCGUUUUUUCAUCACAACCCGAAACCAUUCUUCGCCCUGUCCAAAGAGUUGUAUCCAGGAAACUACCAACCUAAUCUCACGCACUAUUUUGUGCGACUGCUUCACAAGAAGGGUCUUCUUCUCAGAAUGUAUACACAGAAUAUUGACGGCCUGGAAAGAUUGGCCGGGAUUCCCCCCGAGAUGCUCGUGGAGGCCCACGGUACGUUUGCCACAGCCACAUGUACUGUCUGCCGAAGGAAAUAUGAUGGAGAGGAUCUUCGUCCAGACUUGAUGAGCGGAGUGAUUCCCAAAUGCAUGACGUGUAAGGGCAUUGUAAAGCCGGACAUCAUAUUUUUUGGAGAGGAGCUGCCACUUCACUUCUUCAAGUACGUCACGGAUUUUCCCCUUGCAGAUCUACUGAUCAUCAUGGGCACAUCACUGGAGGUGGAGCCCUUCGCCAGUCUGGCUGGAGCUGUGCGAGCCUCUGUUCCUCGGCUGCUCAUCAACAGGGAUUUAGUGGGUCCAUUUGCAAUGACGAACAGUCGACCCCGCGAUGUUGUGCUGCUGGGUGAUGUCGUGAAUGGCGUCCAAACUUUGGUCCGUGUCCUCGGUUGGACUCAGGAACUGGAUGCUUUGAUGGCAGCUGCUGCUGAGAAAAGUUCAACAAAGUCAAAUGAAGAAUAAUGAGGAAAAAUGACAAUCAAAGGAUCAACACUUUUCCAGAAGACUAUGUGGACCACUUCAACUGAUUUCACAUAAAUGUAGGCAACAAAAAUAAAACCCCUUUUUCACGCUGUCUAGUAGAUUAGGAUCGUUAGGCUGUAAACCAAACAGCAGAGCUUCUCACAGCACUGGAUCCGUUCAAUGGACUGCUGGAAUUGUACACAUUGUUGCUGGCUGUCAGACAACAUUACAGAUGACAAAAAUUAAAUCAGUAAUGAAACAGUU